UUCCUCAUUUGCGGAACUUAAACAGAUGAAAUUACAGAGUGUAAUUAGAACAAAAUCAAGAUCACAUUCCACUUUUUGUAUGUGAUUGAGAACGAGAUUCCAAGCCCAGAUAACUCCAAAACUCUUUGUUUCUUCCUCCUCAUAUUUUCUUUCUCUGUAGCUCAAAAUCCUCUGUUUCUACUUGCUGCUACUCCAAGGCUCUCUUCCUCAUCUACCAUCGAAAGGUUUGUUGUUCUGUGGUCUCAAAAUGACAACUUGUAUCUCUCCCUGUUUGUCUCCUCCAGAUUCAAGAGCCCUCACUCUACUUAGAAAGAGUGUAACCCCUGAAGGCAACAGGUUUAGUUCCUUUAGAAUGGUCCAAACCAAAAGAACCCGUGUUCUUGUUUCAGCUCAAAGAUCCGACUCAUGGCCCAAACCAAACACUCACACACCAAACCAUUUACAAAGCCAACAAGACCCUUUCUUAAACCUCCACCCAGAGAUAUCAAUGCUCAACCCAAGAAAAGAAUCAUCUCCCAGCAGACCAGUCACCGAGGAUCUCACCGACUCUUCUCUUCCUAGUAACUUCAACGAGGCGAGGAUCAAAGUUAUAGGCGUUGGAGGUGGUGGCUCAAACGCUGUGAACCGCAUGAUACAGAGUGAGAUGAUUGGUGUGGAGUUUUGGAUUGUGAAUACUGAUAUUCAGGCGAUGAGGAUGUCUCCGGUUUUUCCAGACAAGAGGUUGCAGAUUGGUAAGGAGUUGACUAGAGGGUUAGGUGCUGGAGGUAAUCCGGAGAUUGGUAUGAAUGCUGCUAGAGAAAGCAAAGAAGCUAUUGAAGAGGCACUUUAUGGUUCUGAUAUGGUUUUUGUCACAGCUGGAAUGGGAGGUGGAACUGGAACGGGUGGGGCGCCGAUAAUAGCAGGUGUGGCGAAGGCAAUGGGUAUAUUAACGGUUGGUAUUGUGACAACGCCUUUCUCAUUUGAGGGAAGGAGAAGAACAGUUCAAGCUCAGGAAGGGAUUGCAGCACUCAGGGAUAAUGUUGAUACUCUCAUUGUUAUUCCGAAUGAUAAGUUGCUCACUGCAGUAUCUAUGUCUACUCCAGUUACAGAAGCGUUUAAUUUGGCAGAUGAUAUACUUCGUCAAGGAGUUCGUGGAAUCUCUGAUAUCAUUACGAUUCCUGGAUUGGUUAAUGUUGAUUUUGCAGACGUGAGGGCUAUUAUGGCGAAUGCAGGUUCUUCAUUGAUGGGAAUAGGAACUGCAACAGGAAAGACUAGAGCAAGAGAUGCUGCAUUAAACGCAAUCCAGUCACCAUUGUUAGAUAUUGGCAUUGAGAGAGCAACUGGAAUUGUUUGGAACAUAACUGGUGGAACUGACUUAACAUUGUUUGAGGUAAAUGCAGCUGCGGAAGUGAUCUAUGACCUUGUUGAUCCAACAGCAAAUCUUAUAUUUGGCGCUGUAGUUGAUCCAUCUUUCAGUGGUCAAGUAAGCAUUACCCUAAUAGCAACUGGCUUCAAACGCCAAGAAGAAGGAGAAGGGAGGCCACUUCAGGCGACACAAGCAGAUGCAACAAUGGGAGUAACAACAAGACGUCCUUCAUCAUCUUUCAGUGAAGGCAGUUCCAUAGAGAUCCCAGAGUUCUUGAAGAAGAAAGGCCGCUCUCGCUAUCCUCGCCUCUAAAACCUCAUCUCUGGAUAAGUAAUUGCCUCUCUUAAUAGGUGUUAGAAAUGGUUUUAUUGUUGACUUAUAUUACACAAUAACAAUAAAUGUUUAUUGACAAAAUGGUAUUAUAAAUCUCAUUCUCUGUCACACUUGAGCCUCUC
This is a messenger RNA of Eruca vesicaria subsp. sativa (arugula), 1800 nucleotides long. NCBI's taxonomy places the organism in Eukaryota, Viridiplantae, Streptophyta, Magnoliopsida, Brassicales, Brassicaceae. The record is from the annotation of a GenBank genome assembly.